Messenger RNA from Strongyloides ratti, 3084 nucleotides. RefSeq names its product E3 ubiquitin-protein ligase HECW1. Gene Ontology annotation, molecular function: protein binding; ubiquitin protein ligase activity. Gene Ontology annotation, biological process: regulation of dendrite morphogenesis; ubiquitin-dependent protein catabolic process. The record is from RefSeq and is a predicted model, not a curated record. The transcript is spliced from 7 exons. Bases 1 to 3084 code for a protein of 1027 amino acids. Lineage: Eukaryota; Metazoa; Nematoda; Chromadorea; Rhabditida; Strongyloididae.
AUGUCGUAUAAUGAUAAUCCUAAACCUAAAAAUGAUCAUUUUUUAUCAAUAAAUAAAGAAAUAUUAUUUUUACCUACAUCAAAUCAUCCAAAUGAAAUAAUUGUUUCCUGGAAUUUUGAAUCUCCAACAAAUAUGAUUGAUUGGAUUGGAUUAUAUAGAAUAGAAGAAAAAAAUCCAUUAUAUUAUUUAUCUUAUCAACAAAUUAAAUCAACAACUUGUUCAUUAAUAAUUUUUCAACUAAAAUAUGAAUCAAUUUUUCAAUAUUCAACAAAUUAUACUUUUAUUUUCCGGUAUUAUGAUGGAAUAUCAGGAUCUUUACGUGCAACAUCACCACAAUUUUGUAUCUUUUCUCAUGCACGGCUUGUUGUUCAUGAAUUAAGUAUUAAUGGACAACUGUCUUUAAAGAAACAACAUAAUAUAAAAAGUUGUUUCGGAAAAAUUUAUUGUGGAAAUUUUUCCUAUAGAACAUUGACUAUUGAUAGAAUAAAUAAUGAUGAAGAAUUUGUAUGGAAAAAUUUAAAAUUUUUAUUCCCUGUAGAUUGCUCUAAAGACUUAACAAUUGAAAUUUUAAAAGAAGAACAUUUGAGAAAAAAUAAAAUUCUUGGUGUUGCUACAAUUCCUUUUUUAGAUCUUAUUAAUUCUACAAGAAAUAGAAACCUUGUCAAUUACACUUGUCAUUUAAGAAAACAUAUUAUACAAGAGGAAGAUACUAAAAUCUAUUCAUUAAAAGAAACUUGUCAAUCUUCAAAUAUAGCUUGCCUAACUUUAACUAUACAAAUUAUUGUUGAGGAUUUCAAUAAUAAACAGGAAAAUUUGUUGUUAUUAUCAUCAAAUAAUAAUAACAACUUAACAAAUCCAUUAAUGGAAACUAUGAAUAGUAACAAAGAUAAUGAAAAAGAAAAAAUAUUGGUUGUGAGAAAAAAUAUAACUUCUGAUAGAAAUGCUAAUACUAUUAUGCCUUUAAGAAAAAAUAAUGAUAGUCAAAUUGAUUAUUAUAACAAUUCCAACAAAUUUUUACUUAUGAGUAAUUCUCAAUCUUCAAGUAUAUCUUCUGGAGUUUCAAGUCUUUCUGAAACCUCUACUUCAUCAAGUAAAAGUAGUAUUGAUAUUAUUACAAAUUUACCUAAUGGUUUUGAAGCAAGAAUCGAUAAAAUUGGUAGAAUUUUUUAUAUUGAUCAUAUUAAUAAAACAACAACAUGGACAUUACCAAAUAGUUAUGAAAAAAAAUCAUUUAUUGAUAUAAAUAAUAGAAAACUUUAUGGUAAUGAAUUAUUCAUGUGUAACAGAAGAACAACUGUAAAUUCUUCAUCUACAAAUAUUCAACCAGCUUUAACAUUUUUACAACGUUCUGACUUUCUUAAUAUUCUUCAAACAAAUUCUAUUGCUCUUGAAACAUAUAAUUCAAGUUCAUACUUAAAACAUAUGAUAACAAGAAUACGAAAAAAAGACAAUGAAGAUGGUAAAAGUGAUACAUAUUAUUAUGAAAAAUUUUCUAAAAAUAAAGAAUUAAUUAAUUUUAUUAAUUUAUUUGCUGAUAAAACUCAACCUUUACCAGCUGACUGGAUAACAAUAAAUAUUCCAACAACAUUUUAUGUUAAUCAUAAAACUAAACAAACAACUGCUAUAGAUCCAAGAUUACCAAUUGAAAUUAAAAAACGUCCCAGAAGUGAAGAACAUAAAAAAAAUAAUAAAGUUGAUACAUCAUUAACAAAAAUAUAUGAAAAUAUUGAUGAAAUAAAAAAACUUGUAAAAGAACAUUAUCCUCAAUUAUCUGAUAGAAUGUGUAAAAAAUUAAAUUUAAUAUCUAAAGUUGGUGAAACAGCUUUAUUAAGAUUUGCUAAUGAUUUAGAUAUUAUAACAGCUAUAAGUUUAUAUGAAGAAAAAAAAAAUGAAAAAGAAUAUAAUCAAUAUGAUAAAAUAGAAUCAGAUAUAAAUUCAGAUUUUAAAGAAAAAGUUAAUUAUUUUUAUUCAUCACUUUCAAGAAAUGGUUAUGGUACAGGACCAACUAAAAUUAAAUUAUUAUUAAGAAGAUUUUUUUUAGUUGAAGAUUCUUUUACUAAAAUAUUAUCUAUUGAUAAUAAUCAAUUAAGAAAAUCACAAUUAAAUAUAAUUUUUGAAGAUGAAGAUGGUUUAGAUUAUGGUGGACCAAGUAGAGAAUUAUUUUUUUUAUUAUCAAAAGAUUUAUUUAAUCCAUAUUAUGGAUUAUUUGAAUAUAGUAAUCCUAAUGUUUAUACUGUUACUAUUUCUAAAAAUAGUAAAAAAGUUAAAAAUUAUUUAAAAUGGUUUGAAUUAUGUGGACGAGUUUUAGGUUUAGCUUUAAUACAUAGAUGUCUUAUUGAUACAUUCUUUCCAAAACCAUUUUAUAAAUUAUUACUUAAUACAGGUUAUGUAAUUGAAGAUUUAAAAGAUAUGGAUAUAGAAUAUUAUAAUAGCUUAAAAUGGAUAUCUGAAAAUGAUAUUAGUGAUAUAGAAUUUACAUUUACUGCAACUACAACAAUAAAUGAAAAAAAUAUUGAUAUUGAUUUAUUACCUGAUGGAAAUAAUUUACCUGUUACUGAAUAUAAUAAAGAUCAAUAUAUAAAUUUAUUAUUAAAACAUAGAAUAGAAAGAAAUAUUGAAGAACAAAUUAAAGCAUUAAAAAGAGGAUUAUAUGAUAUAAUAGAUUCUAAUUAUUUACGAAUAUUUUCUCCAUCACAAUUAUCACUUCUUUUAUCAGGAAGUAUGGAUAUUGAUCUUGAAGAUUGGAGAGAAAAUACAGAAUAUAAAGGUGGAUAUUUUGAUUCACAUGUAGUUAUAAAUUGGUUCUGGAAUGUUGUAUAUAAUUUAACUAAUGCUGAAAGAUUAAAAUUACUUAAAUUUGUAACUGGCACUAGUAGUAUACCUUUUGAAGGUUUUAAAGGUCUUCGUGGUUCAAAUGGAGGAUUAAAAAAAUUUACUAUUGAAAAAUGGGGAGAAUCAAAUAGUUUACCAAGAGCACAUACAUGUUUUAAUAGACUUGAUUUACCUCUUUAUAAAGAUCAACAAAUAAUUAAGAAUAAGUUAUUAACUGCUAUCAAUGAGAGUGAUUCAUAUGCUAUAGAAUAA